This is a messenger RNA of Phyllotreta striolata, 2233 nucleotides long. Lineage: Eukaryota; Metazoa; Arthropoda; Insecta; Coleoptera; Chrysomelidae. The record is from the annotation of a GenBank genome assembly.
GAAUGUUCACAAAUUAUCAAGAGCAGUAAUUUAACGUAGGAAAAAAACAAGGGGCGUUUGGAAUAAAAACUUGACAGGUGUCAAGUUUACAUUAGAUUUUCCCUUGAGUUUUUAAUGAAUUCAACUAUUUAUUUUUGUACUUAGCAUUAAUCGAAUAGAUGUUCCUUUUUAGAUGUUGUGAAAGUUCCAAAUGAAUGAAGCUCGUACCAUUGAGUGCAAAUAACGGAAUGGUGUACAGUGUUAAGUUUAAAGUGUUGCAAAAUUCGUAAAUGGGAUGAAUGAAGAGGAUUUAGUGAAAAGAUCGGCCGAAGAGCGAGAGAAAAUAUUUUUAAGAUAUGAGCAAGGUAGAGAAGGUGCCGAAAUUGACCCGUGGGAAGAUCCGGGUUUCGAGGUAUAUCACACCACAGAUAGGUAUGGUUUCAUUCAUGAUAAGAGACUGCCAUCCAAAGUGGACCCGCAGGAAGCAAAGAGGCUGCAGAUCGAAGUAGAAAGGCAGAAGAAAUGGUUGAAGAUGCUCAAAAACUGGGACAGCCCGAUCGCUAAAGAAAAACUCCAUUCGAGGGUGUACAAAGGCAUACCCAAUUCUCUUAGAACUGAAGUUUGGGCUAAAUUACUACAGGUCGAACAAAUGAAGAAGCAACAUAAAGGUGUGUACGCAGAAAUGAUGAAACUAUCUAGAAAAUAUUCCACAGACGCUAGACAAAUAGAUUCGGAUGUAAAUAGGCAAUUUAGGGAACAUCUACAUUAUCGUGAAAGGUACAGCAUCAAACAGCAAUCACUAUUCAAUGUUUUAACAGCUUAUGCAAUGUUCAAUUCAGAGGUCGGCUAUUGCCAAGGUAUGUCAGGCUUAGCGGGUGUACUGCUUAUGUAUAUGGACGAAGAAGAUGCCUUUUGGGCUGUACACAUUCUACUAACGAAUCCUCGAUUCGCCAUGCACGGGCUGUACAAGGAGGGAUUCCCCAAAUUGACUCGUUUUUUGGCACACCACGAUAAAAUUCUCACUAAACUAUUGCCCAAGAUCAAGAAGCAUUUCGACAAGCAUGGUUUGGACGCCAUAUUGUACUCACUUAAGUGGUUUUUUGUUUGUUUCAUAGAAAGGGUUCCUUUUAAUUUAUGUUUGCGUAUCUGGGAUAUAUACCUGUUAGACGGCGAAAGAGUGAUAACAGCGAUGGCUUAUACAAUACUCAAAUUACACAAAAGACAAUUACUGAAACUCGGUGAUAUGGAUUCGAUCGUAAAUUUCAUACAGGUAAAAUUGUACAAAGACUUCCAAUACGACGAAGACUCGGCGAUCAGGCACUUGGAAGCCUCGAUGGAGGAAUUGAAGAAACACAAACUCGACCUUCCCGGUCCGCCGACCAAAGACGAGCUGCCCGUAGGCCCGUUCGGGGUGUUCAAAGAGCCCACGUUUGAAGAGAUAGUGGGCAUCCGCAAGGAUGCCUUCUCGUCGGACGAGAAACGCAUGAACGAGAUCGUCAUGUUGGCGAGCGAAGCGGCCAAAGAGACAUCGGCCUACGAAAAGGACAGGGAUUGUCAGCUGUCGACGGCCGAUUCCGUCGGCUUUACAGGUACCGAUACCGAAAAUAACAGUACGCUCGGUAGUAGCACCUCUUUAGCUAGCAUAAGCAAGAGCAGUUCGAAGUUCUCCUUCGAUCCGAGCAUGGACGACGCCAGCUCGCUCCUGGACUGCGAGCACACGGGCUCGAGGCGCUCGCUGGCCGACACCAGCGUGACGUCCACGGCUGACCUGUCGGUGUUCUCGACGGUGACGCGCAGCCAGCAGCACGACAACAGCCUCGACACGCACAGCAACAUGUCCGAUAACUCGGCGGGCGGCGUCAGCUCGGCGGGCUCGGGCGUCGGCGCCACCGGCAGUCUGCAGCGCGCCGUUUCGGGGCGGUCGACGCCUCGGGCGGCGACGCGCGUCCCCAGCCCCGACGUGUUGCGCAUCUACGUGCCGUACACGCCGCUCGACACGCCGGUGGCCAGUCCGCACAACGGCUUCCUCGACGCCAACAAGAUCCGCAUCCGGAUCGACAACGACGAGCUGCCGACGCCGUUGGUCGAGCACGGGCAAAUCAAGAAUUUCAGAUUGGAUGCUGCUAUCGAAUACGAUUUGACAUGAACGCGCUUCGAGCGCGCGAAACGCUUUAUUCGGAUUACUAAUACCGAUAUCGACAAAAUAGCAGAAGAAAACCUGUUAUUGCAUGAGUAAAGUGCAAAAUUGUUUGCA